UUAAUUGCAGCUGCCACCCCUCCUUCCUGGACUCGAGAUUUUCCAAUCACGAGCGCCGCCCCCGAUGCGCGCCUCCUUAAGUAGCCUGGCUCGCCUCACACGCGCGUCCCCGCUGCCCGAAGCGCUGCUCUGCUCUUUGCCCUUCAUUAGUACCAUGGCUUUUUCUCUGCAAAAAGAUGAUCUUGGAGUCCAAGAUCGCUGGGACACGGAGUCCCCGGCCCUGUCCUCUUGCAGCAAUGCGGACGUCUUCCGCAGAAUGAACACGAUGUUGGGGAACUCCUUGGAUUUCACGGGGGUGUGCACCACACCGGUCACUAAGGCCAAGCGUGACCACGUGUCAGAGCUGCAGGACUCGGACUCGGCUGCUGUGAGAAGCAGGAUGCUCUUCCCCAGCGCUGGCCCAGACCCUUCCCGGGUGCUGCCUGAUAUCCACGACCUAGGCCUGGGCCUGCACUCCCUCAGCCUGUCAGGGUGGGACCGCCCCUGGAGCAGCCAGGACCCCGACCCCACCGCCCAUUCAAGCACCCCCUCUGGUGUUGGGAUGCUGAGUAGCCCUCUGAGCCACAUCUUAGGCAAACCCCUGGGCUUCCCCUCCCAUGAGCCUCUGGGUGCAGCGGACUUCUUGGACAAGUUCCCCAGCAUGGCACGGCUGAACAGCCGCCUGGACUCCCGCUCCCUGCUGGAUUCUCGCUCCAGCAGUCCCGUCGACUCGGAGACCAGCGGCUUCAGCUCCAGCUCUGAUCACCUGUGUGACCUGCUUUCUUCCCUCAGGAUCUCCCCGCCGCUGCCCCUGCUGUCUGGCCUGCAGAAGGAUGCCUUGAAGCUGGGCCUGGGCUCCCAUCUGGAGCAGGACAGCUCACCCAUGGUCACCUCCCCCUCCCCUGGCGCUGUUGCCGCAGGCGCCCUGGCCAAGCGCUGGCCCGGCGCCUCCAUGUGGCCUAACUGGGACCUGCUGGAGACGGCAGAUGGCCCCUUUAGCAUUGAGAGGGAGGCAAGGCUGCAUCGGCAGGCUGCUGCUGUGAAUGAGGCCACCUUCACCUGGAGUGGACAGCUGCCUCCCCGCAACUACAAAAACCCCCUGUACUCCUGCAAGGUCUUCCUGGGCGGGGUGCCCUGGGAUAUCACUGAAGCCGGGCUGAUCCACACGUUCCACACCUAUGGGCCGCUGAGUGUGGAGUGGCCUGGUAAGGAUGGCAAGCAUCCCCGUUGCCCUCCCAAAGGUAAUAUGCCCAAAGGCUACGUGUACCUGGUGUUCGAGUCCGAGAGCUCUGUGCGUGGACUGCUGCAGGCUUGCACUCAAGACAUGCUGCACCCUGAGGACUACGGCGAGUAUUACUUCAAGAUGUCCAGUCGGAGGAUGCGCUGUAAAGAUGUACAGGUGAUUCCCUGGGUGAUCUCCGACAGCAACUACGUUCGCUGUCCGUCCCAGCGCCUGGACCCCAGCAAGACUGUGUUUGUGGGAGCCCUGCAUGGCAUGCUCAACGCAGAAGCUCUGGCCAGCAUCAUGAACGACCUCUUUGGGGGCGUCAUGUAUGCGGGCAUUGACACAGACAAGCACAAGUAUCCAAUUGGAUCUGGCCGUGUGACCUUCAACAACCAGCGCAGUUAUCUGAAGGCAGUCAGUGCAGCCUUUGUGGAGAUAAAGACUCCCAAGUUCACUAAAAAGGUGCAGAUAGAUCCUUACUUGGAGGACUCUACGUGCCAGGUAUGCAACCGGCAGCCCGGUCCAUUCUUCUGCAGAGAUCAGGCCUGCUUUAAAUACUACUGCCGCUCCUGCUGGCACUGGCAGCACUCCAUGGACAUCCUGAGCAACCACCGGCCCCUCAUGCGCAACCAGAAGAACCGCGAGUCCAGCUAGGCAGCCGGCUGUGCGUCCACUGCCGCUCCCCCGCUCGGCCUCCUGCCGCUGGCUCUCCCACCCCUAUGGAGUGAGGCUCAAGUGCAGGCCCCUCCCCACUCCCCCACCCAUGGGAACGGAACACCACUUGGGCUUGCGGAGGGGCAAGAACCACUGUAGAAAGUUCACGAUUUGCACUUGCUAUUUUUGCUGUUUACUCGUUCACGAUGGCACUAUGCACAGUGAGGCGUUGGAAAGACCUCAUAUUGGCUAAAUACUCAGACUAGCUGGCUGCAGUUAGAUGAUUCCAGCCAGUGCUUUGAAGAUGUUGAUUGGGGGGAAAUGCCUUUUUUCUUUUUUUAAGAGCAGUCUUUUUGUUUUACAUGCAUGUUGGCGGAUGAUCAUGCAGGCCUCGUUGCCUUUUCACAUUGCCCAAUCCAGUACAGUGCCUUCAAUUUCUCCCCCAUCCCUUCCACCAGUGGGUCGGCCCGUUUCAUUGGCGACCUGCUUGGUUUUUUACUUUGGGAGAUGAGUUGGGCCUCAUUUAUUAACCAGUCGCAUUUCAUAAAUUUUUAUGCAGUUUUUUACUAAUUUUUUUACACACUUUUAGUCGAGACAUGGGAAAUUUUGACUCAACCUGGCGGCUUUUUAAUUUCCCCCAUUUUUUUUUCCAUUGCCCCCCCCUUCCCCAUGUGACACUGGGGAUUUUUUUUUUUUCCUUUUUUUUCCCUUCCAGAUGUACUGGGGCACGAAGGUGAAACAUUGCCCUGUGCAGGUCCUCCAGUUGAUUUGCACCAUGCUGGAUGCUGCCACAACUCAGGUUGCUGUGUUUUCAAACCCCAACCUGGAUUCAUGGAUGCCAACCUGGAACAGACUUAGACCUUAGAUGUGUACAUAGUUUUAAAGUAGUUGCACUUUUUUUAAUUUGCACUUCGGAGAAGGGGAAAAACGGUGGUUUUAAACACUAGUCAGCAGAAGGGCAGGUCCUUGGCAGCGGUCAUGGGCGAAGCUGCUUGUGACACUGUUUUGGAUGAGGAAGUGACUUCCUGUACGAGGAAGGAGUAUUGAACCAUGCUGGUCUGCUUUUCCUGGCUCCUCUCUCAGCCUCAGAUAUAUUAAGCUAUGUGCAGAUGAACCAGUUUUUUGUGUUAAGUUGUGCUCGUGCUGAGCCUGUUGCCUAGCCCAGCUUUUUUUUUUUCCCCUCCCCCCUCCCUUUUUAAAUCCAACCUCAUUAUGGGCAUUUUUUUAUUUUAUUUUUUUCCCCCCCCUUUUUGCUGUGUUUACCUGCAGAUGUGGAGUAUGUUCUGACUGGGCACAAAUAAAGGUGUUGAAGCAUUA
Messenger RNA from Paramormyrops kingsleyae, 3175 nucleotides. RefSeq names its product cytoplasmic polyadenylation element-binding protein 1. Gene Ontology annotation, molecular function: mRNA 3'-UTR binding; translation factor activity, RNA binding; ribosome binding. Gene Ontology annotation, biological process: negative regulation of cytoplasmic translation. Gene Ontology annotation, cellular component: cytoplasm; synapse; neuron projection. The record is from RefSeq and is a predicted model, not a curated record. NCBI's taxonomy places the organism in Eukaryota, Metazoa, Chordata, Actinopteri, Osteoglossiformes, Mormyridae.